UGUAGUCACGAAUGUGGGACAACAAAAUCGCGUACCGGAAAGGAUCAAUGAAGAUCUGGGUACCUAAUUACCCUCCAUUGCGCCAGUUACUAGUCGAAGAAUACCACGACGUCCUGUACGCGGGAAAAUUCGGUAGCAACAAGACGCUCACCGGUAUCGUUAAACACUACUACUGGCCCCACAUGGCAGAUAACAUACAGAAAUUUGUCACCUCGUGCACUACAUGUCAUCGGAUGAAGAGCAGCAAGCAGAAAAAGGCGGGUCUGCUACAGCCCCUUCCUGUCCCAGAACAGCCAUGGCAAGUGGUAAGCCUAGACUUCAUCACUGGGCUCCCAACUACCACGAGCGGACAUGACUCGAUCCUCCUCAUCAUUGACAAGUUCUCCAAAAUGGGACACUUCAUCCCGACACACACGACAGCAUGCACCGAGGAGACAGCACAACUCUUUGUUCGCUACAUCAUCUCACAACAUGGCAUUCCAACCACACUCAUCUCCGACCGAGACCCUAAGUUCACCAGUAAAUUCUGGAAAGAACUGAUGUCAUCCGCCUACCAUCCGCAGUCUGCAAGGACGACAUCUCCAAAUGGGACUUGCAUAUGCACGUGACCUGGUCUUUGCUACUGCAC
Molecule: messenger RNA, 628 nt
Organism: Closterium sp. NIES-67
Lineage: Eukaryota; Viridiplantae; Streptophyta; Zygnematophyceae; Desmidiales; Closteriaceae
Source: the annotation of a GenBank genome assembly